AUGGCCCGUUUAGCGCUCUCGUGGCGGAUUGGCGGAUUGUCGUGGGAUUUUUUUUUUUUGGUUCUGCUCGUAACAACAGUCGCCCAGUCUGAUAGUACCUCCAGCUUCGGGUUCGACUCGGCCAAUUCGUGCAGCCCGAACGGUAAAAUAUCUAGGCGUGGGCGGGCCCAGAUGCUUGCGGCUAUACCAUGCGACCUGGCCAAGCAGCCCUUCUGCCACCUGCCAGGAUCUAUUUAUCCCUGGCACGCCGUACGCCGGUUUGUGCACGAGAAUCAGGGCCUGAUGAAGCGCAUGUAUGGAGACGUACGGCACAUUUCCAUCCUACGCGAUGAGAUUCAAAACGAAGAGGUGGCCGAUAUGGACAGCAUGGAUGAUGCAACACAGCGCUAUUCCAAGACGCCUCGUGGCGCCAAGUAUAUGUUGCAUGGCAGGGAGAGCAAUCGGGAUGAAUUUGGCAACUACAAGAGCAACGACGUGCUCAUGGAGCCGCAUUUUCGACCAGUAUCCACAGCCAGCACAACAACUACACCAACGACAACCGCAGCGCCAACGUUAUCGACUGCACCCACGCCUAGUUCCUCCAACUCGAAGACAUCGAGUGCCCCGACAGAAGUUGUAUUUGUACAUCCGGAUGGUGAGCAGCCAAGUCUAGACUCGAACAGCGUUUACGAUGUGAUGAACACUACGGCAGCAACAGGUACAGCAGAACGCCCACAAGGAACGGCCAUAGACGGCGCAGAUGACAAAAUAAAUACCAUUGACAAACCACAGCUGGAACUUGUGCAGGAAGUAGACGAGGGCCUACGCAAUCUGAGCAUCGCUUCUGUUCCGGUGACGCCUGCAACAAGCACAACAGCUGCAUCUCAGCUCAGCGCAGCGGUACCCAUUCGCAAGCAAAGUCCCAACGAGAGUGACACGUCGAAAAUGUCUGCAGGAGCAGCAUCCGAUAAGGCAACACAAACAAACACGACGCCAACUUCAAUAGCACCUCUACCAAAGCUCAGCAACAACAGCACCACGACGGCCGCCUUGGUCCCACGCAGAAAUGUGACCAAGACGAUAUUGGGAACUACAACACCCGUCAGCUUUGCCUCGCUCUUCUCGCCUACACUCGCGGCGUUUACUUCUGACAAACAGCGGAAGCCGCUUACAGCCAGCAGCACAGCCGCGCCUACUAGCUCUACGAAAUCUGGACUAUUGCGGGAAGGACAGCUUUUCCAGGAUGCCAUGAAGCAGGAACCGAUGGCGGUCAGCAGUAAUAUGCGGGGAGUCAAUGCUUGUCCUGUGAAGGACGAAGUGGUUGCCCCAUUCUGGGCGAAUAACACGCGUGGCGAAGUACUGGCUCUGCUUAACUUGUACCCCUUUGAGCAGUACGUGCACUGGGAGAAAUGCACACACGAGUUCAAGCAGAUGUUCUGCCGCGACGGCUGUCGUUGCGAGCAGCAGUACCGGCUCCAUCGUCUGCUGGCCUACGACCCUCACAACGAGUGCCGCGGCAUCUUCUCCGACUGGUUUCGCUUCCCCUCCAGCUGUAUAUGCAAGUGCUAUAAUAUACCACUGGACUUUCGUGCAACGUCGCGCAGUCCGCGCUCCGAGAACAGCUUUAAUGCACCACAGUCGUUGCCUCAGUCGUAUCUAGAUGCCAUUGAGGUGGCCGAGACGGAGGUGCAGCGGGCUAUCUACGAGCAUGCUACCGAUCAAUGGUAUCGGCCACGCGAUGAGUUUGAUUUCUUCGAGGGUUAGUUAUGAAAACUCGAAAAAUUGCAACCCUAUCAGAAGAAUGCUUUGGACUAGUCCCUCUAAU
Drosophila novamexicana is the source of this 1804-nucleotide messenger RNA. It is a transcript of the gene spz4, whose product is annotated as protein spaetzle 4. Gene Ontology annotation, biological process: regulation of Toll signaling pathway; central nervous system formation; innate immune response. Lineage: Eukaryota; Metazoa; Arthropoda; Insecta; Diptera; Drosophilidae. Gene Ontology annotation, molecular function: Toll binding; growth factor activity. The transcript is spliced from 3 exons. The record is from RefSeq and is a predicted model, not a curated record. Bases 1 to 1743 code for a protein of 580 amino acids. Gene Ontology annotation, cellular component: extracellular region.